GGAGGGAGGUGGAUGCGCUGGUUCGGGAAGGGUUUCUGACGGCGGUUAAUGAGGAUGGUGGUGGAGGGGGAGCGGGUGGGAGGGGCCACCAUGCGCGCCCGGAGGAGAGGUCUACGAUGGUCAGUCUGGAAACGGUGGCGCGCGCACCGGCCGGGUCGGUUGCAGCUGUGGGGGGCGCAGGCGCGGUGCACGCGGUGGGCGGCACCGGGGCGAGGAGUAUGGACCGAGCCGGGGCCGGGGCCUCAUCUGGGGGAGGGUUCAGCGUUGCUGUCCCCGGGACCGGCGUGUUUCUGAAACUGGCGUCGGCCGCGCUGGAACAUCUCGCGGAACUGCUACAGAAGACUCAGUACCGGGAAAUGCCCGAAUCAGAUCUGCGUGAGAAGUGGGACGGUGGCGUCGUGGGGGAUAGCGAGGUCGCCCAGGCGAAGAAGGCGCGUGGAGAGUUCACGGGGGCCGUGCCGGGGAGGACCAAGAAGUGGAAGGAGUUUCAAGGGUUGGCGUUUGACUGGGUGCUGCGGGAAGCGGUCGGUGCCGGUCUGGUCGAGAUCUUUGAGACGGGGUGUGUAGGACGCGGUGUGCGCUUGAUCUGACCGGCUGCGCUGCCGGAUCCUGCCACGGUGCCCGGCUGCGCCGAAGGGCCGUUAGAAGAUGGUCAGCAAGACGCCUGGCGCUGGCCGGGCAGUCCUUGCCAUGAUGAUGCACCAGAUGGCCCCAGCCAGUGGGCAGAGCAAGUCUCUAAAACUUGCACUCGGAAGGACCUGGGUCCAAUGCCGUGGCUUCGCGAUGAAGCGUCAGUCGUCUGAAUCCAAAGCCCGUGC
Messenger RNA from Thermothielavioides terrestris NRRL 8126, 818 nucleotides. RefSeq lists its product as uncharacterized. Gene Ontology annotation, molecular function: protein serine/threonine kinase activity. The record is from RefSeq and is a predicted model, not a curated record. The annotation marks the transcript as partial. Lineage: Eukaryota; Fungi; Ascomycota; Sordariomycetes; Sordariales; Chaetomiaceae. Gene Ontology annotation, biological process: protein phosphorylation; positive regulation of Ras protein signal transduction. The transcript has a single exon.